Molecule: messenger RNA, 396 nt
Organism: Botrytis byssoidea
Lineage: Eukaryota; Fungi; Ascomycota; Leotiomycetes; Helotiales; Sclerotiniaceae
Exons: 2
Coding region: 1-396 (131 amino acids)
Source: RefSeq, a predicted model, not a curated record
AUGCACCCCGACCUUAAUGAUAGAGACAGAACCCUUCGCGUCAGUCUCAAUAACAAGACUCACAAUUUAGUUAUCAAAGUUACCUCACCAGCAUUCGCGCAUUGUUCGGAUACAACUCAAGGCUCCAAUCAAGCUCUUAACUUCUUCGCCCAUCACAAUAACUUCACCAAAGUUCCCAAAGGAAUCAAUCGUAUCGCAAACAAACCGAUGGAGAUGACAAACGACCUAUAUACUGCUGGUGCAUGGGCAAUGAUGUCUGUUCUCCUCCUUAUAUUCGUAUCGAUUCUUCUCAGUCGUGAUUCCGUACAUAUGUCCUGGUCAAAUUCCCAGCCCGACUUGAAAAUGGAAGAGGAAGAAAGAAUUCCACUUCUUGCGCAGGAGGAGAAAAGUGUUUAG